This is a messenger RNA of Sphaerodactylus townsendi, 592 nucleotides long. RefSeq names its product taste receptor type 2 member 41-like. The transcript has 2 exons. NCBI's taxonomy places the organism in Eukaryota, Metazoa, Chordata, Lepidosauria, Squamata, Sphaerodactylidae. Gene Ontology annotation, cellular component: membrane. The record is from RefSeq and is a predicted model, not a curated record. Gene Ontology annotation, molecular function: G protein-coupled receptor activity; bitter taste receptor activity. The coding region runs from base 143 to 592 and encodes 149 amino acids. Gene Ontology annotation, biological process: G protein-coupled receptor signaling pathway; detection of chemical stimulus involved in sensory perception of bitter taste; sensory perception of taste.
AACACCAACCUCUCCAGAUGUUUUGGACAUAAAUAGAAGGGCAGAAUGUUAUGCUCUGUGGUAUUUGCAGCAUUGAAAAGACAACAUUGGAGAAAUUGUGGACUUCAAAGGCGGUGUUGCUGUUUCUUUUGCAGUCUGAAAGAUGUCUACCAUACUAGCAAUUGUCUUUGCAGCUCUGGUUUUGAAUACUCUCUUUGGAAUGGUGGCCAAUGGAUUUAUUGUCCUUUUCAUUUGUAUCGACUGGUUCAGAAGGAGGAAAUUAUCUCCAGCUGACUUGAUCUUGUGCUGUCUUGGUCUGUUGAGGUUUACAUUGCAGAUUAUAGUAAUUCUGAAUAUAACUCUGUAUUCUUUUUUCAUUCGCACCUAUUUCCAGACGUACAUGAUCACCAUCAAUAGGACAAUUUGGAUUUUUAUGAACAUUUUAGAUCUUUGGUUUGCUGCCUGGCUCAGUGUUUUGUACUUUGUAAAGAUUGGCAUCUUCUCCCACCCUCUUUUCCUCCAAAUGAAGCAAAGAUUCUCUAGGCUGGCCCCAUGGCUGCUUCUUGGCUCCAUGGUCUUCUCUGCUGCUGUGGCUAUUAUGACUGGGAAAUGA